Messenger RNA from Cercopithifilaria johnstoni, 975 nucleotides. NCBI's taxonomy places the organism in Eukaryota, Metazoa, Nematoda, Chromadorea, Rhabditida, Onchocercidae. The record is from the annotation of a GenBank genome assembly.
AUGGUGGAAGUUAAUCCAAAUUUAAAAGAAGAUGGGAUGAAAAUAAUUUAUUUACGUCCUGGUGACGUGCUUGGUGGUUGGACUGUUUUGGAUAAAAUUGGAGAAGGUGGAUUUAGUGCCGUUUACUUGGUAAAGGAUAGCAAAGGAAGUGAAUAUGCUAUGAAAACUGAAAGCGUUAAUGCGAUCGCAAAAGUGUUGAAAGCAGAAUAUUAUGUUUUGACAGAAUUAAAGAAAGCAAAAGCGACACAUUUCUGUGAUAUUUUGGAUAGCGGUUUGGUUGGUGAAAAUAAAUAUGUAGUGAUGACACUGGUUGGACAGACUCUUACGGAUCUGAGAAAACAUGACCCGACGCAGAAAAUACAAAAAUUCACUAUGGGUUGUGCACUUUCAGUAGGUAUGAAAUGCUUGGAAGCAAUCGAAGAGCUUCACAACAUUGGAUAUUUGCAUCGUGACAUCAAACCCGGUAAUUUUGCAAUUGGUCGUAAAAAUCUACGACAAAUUUAUUUACUCGACUUUGGUCUGUGUCGUAAAUAUCUUAACGAUCAAUCAUCCAUACGUAAUCCACGAAGAUCUGCUGGUUUCCGCGGCACUAUCAGAUAUGCAUCUAUAAGCUGUCAUGUAUCACGUGAGCAAUGUAGAAAGGAUGACCUGGAAAGUUGGAUGUAUCAGCAACUGACAGUCGGUUAUUUACCAUGGAAAAGUAUGGAAGACAAGGAUGAAGUGGGCCAAUGUAAGCAACUUUGUCGCAAAGAUGAAUAUAUCAAAGAAUUAUUUGGUGGUUGUCCACGAGAAUACAUCACAAUUAUGAGACUUAUCGAUUCCAUUAGAUAUUACUCGAAACCAGAGUACAGGAAGAUAACAAAUUUAUUACUUGAUGCAUUGCGAAACAACGGCGUGUCGGAGUAUCCGUAUGACUGGGAGAAAUAUCUCGAACCAUCAAAAAGCGCGGGAACAAACGAAUUCGCAGUUUUGUAA